Molecule: messenger RNA, 510 nt
Organism: Symbiodinium pilosum
Lineage: Eukaryota; Dinophyceae; Suessiales; Symbiodiniaceae
Source: the annotation of a GenBank genome assembly
AUGAUCUUCGGCAAGUUGUGGUCGCAAGCUUUUGUCUUUGCUGCCGUGGUGGUGGCUGUCUGCUCCUUCGAUGUGGACGAUGAGUGUGGUGAAGGCGACUGCAGCCUCGAGAUGCUUCACCUCCGGGCCAAGAAGCUUGAAGGCAGUGAGGAGUUGCAAAGGACCAGCCACGCAAACCAUGAGGAUGAGGAAGAGGCUGCAGAUGCAGAAGACACUGCUGCCCAACAUGCAGAAGAGACAGACAUUCAGAAUGCGGAUGAUGAUUCUACCGAGCUGAACUUGGAGGCAGACAACGAUGUGCAGAAUGAAAACGAGGAUUUUGGAAAGAAAUGCUUGACUUGGACGAGGUGCCGCAACGGCUUCUUCCGCGGAAUGCGCUGCAGCGGUGGCCGCUACUGCACAAGGUGGGGCGGAGGAAGCCGCCGAUGCCGAAAAUACGUCAGCUGCCGCAGGGGCUUUUUCAAUGGCAUCAACUGCCAUGGCAGCCGGCACUGUGUCAGUUGGUUCUGA